Molecule: messenger RNA, 436 nt
Organism: Heterobasidion irregulare TC 32-1
Lineage: Eukaryota; Fungi; Basidiomycota; Agaricomycetes; Russulales; Bondarzewiaceae
Exons: 5
Coding region: 53-436 (127 amino acids)
Biological process (GO): cytoplasmic translation
Cellular component (GO): ribosome; cytosolic large ribosomal subunit
Molecular function (GO): structural constituent of ribosome
Source: RefSeq, a predicted model, not a curated record
AUCGCUCAUCGCAUCGCGCCCGCCGCACGCUCAAGCAACCCUUCAAGACAAAAUGGUCUCUACAAAAAACACCAAGACUGGCGGCAAGACCCGCUCAGCCCUCCAGGACGUUGUCACCCGCGAGUACACAAUCCACAUGCACAAGCACGUCCACGGACAGUCCUUCAAGAAGCGCGCCCCGACCGCCGUUAAGGCCAUCGUCUCCUUCGCCCAGAAGGCCAUGGGCACCACUGAUGUCCGCAUUGACCCCAAGCUCAACCAGGCGCUCUGGGCACAGGGCAUCAAGAGCGUGCCCCACCGGGUGCGCAUCAAGCUCGAGCGGAAACGCAAUGACGAGGAGAACGCCAAGGAGAAGCUUUUCACUUACGCGUCGCAUGUCUUCGUUCCCCGGGGCGGCUUCAAGGGCCUGCAAACAACCGUCGUGGACGCCGAGUAA